Molecule: messenger RNA, 4219 nt
Organism: Hyposmocoma kahamanoa
Lineage: Eukaryota; Metazoa; Arthropoda; Insecta; Lepidoptera; Cosmopterigidae
Exons: 11
Coding region: 602-3586 (994 amino acids)
Molecular function (GO): RNA binding
Source: RefSeq, a predicted model, not a curated record
AUUCGCUCUGGGCCUUUUGGAGGGAAAAGUGUCGUUUUUAUUUUGACUCAAUUAUUUUGUGAAAUCUAGUUUAAAGUGGAAUAGGAUAGUGCUAUUGUGCCUUAAUCAAAGAUUUAAACGCCAAAUUAUUUAUACGAAUCUCGAACUAAAAUACCCGUAUCGGUCCGUUCAGGAAUCCCGAGUCAAUCCAACCACGCCGCCUCAAGUUGCCUGCCCUCUUUGUCGCGGCCAUAUUUACAGAAACAAUUAAACGAAGACAUGGCUCAAAAAACUUGUAUCCAAGCCAAAAUUAUUAAUAAAAAAAAAGAUAUAUAUUACACUGUCUGUGGAGAGACUAGAAAAAAGUAUUCGUCGCGAAGCAUUUUUGGUCGCCCUAUGAAAAUAAUUAUUCUAUUAAACGUCUCAACAACUUGUUCGUUAAAUGAAUACUUGAAACUGGCGGAAUCCGAAAAGGGCACCGCCUUCUAAAAAGAAGUCGGUAUAUAAUACUAAUAAUUUGGCAUUACAAACGACGCUAUUUGUGUCGUGAUUAUAAAAUAAGCUUGAACAGUGUAGGUUUCUUGUUUCCGCAUUAUAACAUCGACAAAGGAUCGCUAAUAUCAUGUACGUGUUUGACGUGAUGAUUAAAGAAGAAACCCUUGACGAGGGGCAGAUAAAAACAGAAGAAUACAGUCCACAGUCAUUGAAGGCACUCUCAUCUGUGAAAUGUCAGGAAAUUAUCCGUGUUUUACGAAACCCACAUGAAUGGGUUGAAUAUUCAGAAAUGGUACAAAAACACCAAGGCAAACAAGAAAUAUCUAGACAAUGUCAAGAACAAGCUAAUUUAACUUCGUUACCUACUAUUAGUGAAAUCAAAUCUGAACUAAUAUGGGAACUAGAUGCAGAUCCAAUUCGGCUACAACAUGAACCAAAUGAACAGUGUGGAAGAAAUCAAACGCAGCCCGAGUCAAUUUCAGGAAAAGACGAGAUGGAACUUGAUUCAGCUGUAAAAGCUGACGAAAUUAUACACAUUACCAAUGAUCACACGUACGUAGAUGCACAAGCCGAUUCAAAGUACGGAUACACAGUAGAUCAAUUGAACCCAGAUGACACAAUCCAAGAAGAGCCACCACAACAUCUUGUUGCUGACUGCAGGGUACUGCUAAUUAAACAUAUGCCUCCAGUGUGGCAUAUAAAUAAAAUUCGACAAUUUGUUAUUGAAAACACAAGUGCUACGCAAGAGGACAUUAUUGACAUUUUCAUAUAUAGUACAGAAACUAAUAUCAAUAGAGGACAAUUUUUAUUUGAAUUCAAGAGCCCAAGAAUCUGUCACCAGGUAUUUAAGGAGUUUAUGCAAUUUGCCAAGCAAAAGCUGUACACAAUGAGAGCAGAAUAUGACAUAGGCCAUCAAAAACUCAAUUAUAAACUGAAAGAUAUACAAUUGAGACCUACUAGCAAAUCGGCACAGAUUCACCAGCAAGUCAACAACGAUACUUAUGGACUGAGCUUAUCGUAUCUGGAAAAUCUCGGUAUCCAACCUCCACUAUCUCCCACAGUAUUCGUUAGCCAAUUAUCCAUGUAUGUGGAUGACGAACUUGUCAGACAAAUAUUUUCAAUUGCCGGGCAAAUCAAGUUCUUCUCAUUUCGAGUGAUUUCUCUGGCUGACAUCACGGCAGAAAUCGAAUAUGACCAUCCCGUGGAGGCUGUUCAGGCUGUUGCUAUGUUUGACAAGCAAAAAAUUUAUGAUAGGGUAAUUAGUGUAAAACUAGUCCAAAGAAACGCUCACACCUUUAAGUUACCGCGUGGUUUGGUGACAGUUGGCCCAGGAUUAGGCCCAAAUGGGGCGCCCUUGAGGGGCGUCCGAGCUGUGAUGGAAUUACAGCCAGUUAAAGAUAUACUUCAUGACAUUAAAUUCGCUUUAAGAAACGUGCACAUGGACUCUCAUAACAGCUAUUUCGACAAACCAGUUCAGAUACGCAAGGAAGCCGACAUCGUCGCGCCGUCGACCAAUGACUAUUCUAACACUGAACAGCAAAAUACACAUUCACACUCUUUCACUCACGGUACUAUUGUUAACAUUGAACAGCAAAGUACACUUUCGAGUUCUACCGCUAACAUAGAACAGCAAAACGCACAUUCAAGCUCUAUCGCUAACACUGAACAGCAAAAUGCCCAUUCCAGUAUUAUUGCUAAUACUGAACAACAAAAUACACCCUCGACUUCUACCACUAACAUUGAACUGCAAAACACACUUUCGACCUCCAAUGCGAUAGCUCAUCCAAGUGUGUUAUUAGAAUUAGCUAAUACAUUAAAAGAUUUGAUUAAUACUUUACAAAAGAACAAUUUAGUUAACACUAAUGUUACUCCUAAUAUUACACAAGAAAACGUUUCUCAAAAGAGAUCGAGUUCUAACCCAAUUCAAUCUCAAAAUGAGAACUCACAAAAUGCUAAUUUAGGUCCCGAACCGGCAAAAAAACCUAAAGGUAAAUUAGGCCAACAACUACCAGAUUCUUCUUCAACCAUGUCUGUCCAACAUCCAUCCACUUCCAGAGAGGCAUGUCGUUCUCAAGAUUGUAACCCGAAUGUUGCACGGUACAAUUUUCAACAUCACCGUAAUUUAGCACAAAACAUCAUUCUGCCCAACAAUAACGCACCAUUUAUUCCAAAUGGUCAUAACGUAGUUAGAUUUGAUAUGAUUGGAAGCAUGCUCAAUUCAAACCAAUUUGGAUUCAACAUGGGUCACAAUGCUCGCAGUAACGUUCACAAUGUGCCACCUCACGUACCUCAUAGUAUUUCUCGAAACAUUCCUAAUGGAAGCCAAAACCCAGAAACUUCUCAGCUGAAUGUGGCACAAAAUAAGCCAAAUAUGAGUCAAAAUUCCCCUGUGUACAGGACGAAUUCAUUAAGGGGUAACUUGAACCAGAAAAAUACAAACACACCAGAAGAAAGGCGCAACACAAAUAUAGAUCAACAUGCUCCUGUGCGCAAUUCGGAAUCUCCUGUAGAAAUUGUAAAUACAAAUGUCAACCAAAACCCUUCAGCUAAUCAGAAUAUGUAUCAAAUACCUCCUAACAUUAACCAAAAUGUACAUGAAAGCACACCGAACACAAACCCCUCUGACGUGAGUCAAAUUAAAACACAAAACGCGUAUAAUGUCUAUCCAAAUUCGAAUACAUCUGAUACAAACAAAAACGAUAUAUUAUGUUCACGGAACUACCCAUCCUCGGGUCCAAGUACAUCUCAAAUUACUCAAAAUAUCUUAGGGUCAGAUCAAAAUCCUGCCAUGCCAACUUCGCCGCCAACGCCUCCUGCGCCGCAAAUCACGAACUUAUCAUCUAUAUCCAGAAGUGUUGGAGAUUCUGAUAGACAAGUGGAUGUUAAUAAAUUAGACACGGUGAUUUUCAACGAUCUUCCAGACGGUGUGACAGUGAAGAUUUUAAAUUCAAAGAUGUUGGAAGUGGGAAAGGUGCAAUGCAUAGAAAACAUAAGCAAAGGCUGUUUCAUGGUAAAAUUCAAGUAUCACCGGGACGCCGAGCGCUGUGUCAAAUUGUUCCAUCAUUCAAAAGUCGACGGCAAAGUCAUCGAUGUGAAAUAUUUCCAAUUUUAAUGAUAUCUGUAACCAUUUCUCCCAAAUCUCCAAUUUUAAUGAUAUCUGUAACCAUUUCUCCCAAAUCUCCACGGGAGCAGUCUGGGCCCUUAGUUGAAACGGCGCAAGUUAAUGUUUUUCAAAAUAUUUGAUAAAUUGCCGUGAUCAGAAAAAAAAUGCCGAUCUGCCGCUACGCAAGGCUAUAAUGAAAUAUCUUUGAGACGUGAGAAAUGAAAAAAUCAUUUCACGCUGCUGUUUAAAAAAAAACUUCAAGACAUUAUGGAGACGUCAGAUGACAAAACAAUUUGUAAUCGGAGAUAGAUACAUGUUUCUUCACGCUCUACAAUAUCAAAAGGUUUACUUUGUGACGUUUUUCUUUUGUUAGUUUUGCAAAACUUUAUUUUUUCUCUAAUCAUCACAAGAAGACCGAAUUUUAAUUUUGAAAACAAAUUAUCUCAUAAAAUAAUUAUAGUUUAAUACGUAGGUAUUAUAUAUUUCUUUACCUUUACAGUAAUUCCUAACGAUCUAUGUAUUUCUGUUACCUUUCUAGUCAACACUAGUCAAACUAGCUAUUGCAUUGAACAUACUUGUUGUAACAUUGUACAUACUUGUUGUAACAUUGAACAUACUUGUUAUAACAUUGAACAUACUGGU